This is a messenger RNA of Nilaparvata lugens (brown planthopper), 555 nucleotides long. RefSeq names its product SOSS complex subunit B homolog. Lineage: Eukaryota; Metazoa; Arthropoda; Insecta; Hemiptera; Delphacidae. Gene Ontology annotation, molecular function: DNA binding. The transcript is spliced from 2 exons. Gene Ontology annotation, cellular component: SOSS complex. The record is from RefSeq and is a predicted model, not a curated record. Bases 1 to 555 code for a protein of 184 amino acids. Gene Ontology annotation, biological process: mitotic cell cycle checkpoint signaling; double-strand break repair via homologous recombination; response to ionizing radiation.
AUGUAUAGGUACUUGAAUACUUUUCUGACAUACAACAUACCCGACUCGAAAAACGUGAAUCUGACGUUGAUAGUUUUGGAAGUGGGAAAUCCGACUUUAUUGAAGGACAGUCGGGAAGUGCGGGCGUUAAAGGUGGCGGACGCCACAGCCUGCAUCAACAUGUCGUUGUGGGAUGAGCCUGGCAAACUGUUGAUGCCUGGUGACAUAGUGCGCAUGACCAAAGGCUACGCGUCAAUUUGGCGUACCUGUCUCAAACUGUACGCCGGCAAAAAUGGCAACUUGGACAAAAUCGGUGAGUUCUGUAUGGUGUUCUACGAACAAAUCAACAUGAGUGAACCCAAUCCUUGUUUGAUGGGAGGGUCAGGGGGGUCUAGUGGACCCCAACGGCGGGAAUGGGGCUGGGGGGAGGCGGCUCCCUCCAUUGUUAACCCCACCUCUGCCCCGGCAGCGACAGUAGCCUUGCAGCAACCGACAAAUAAUCAAUCGAGCGCGGGUAAGAACAGUGGCAGCCGGUACAGUAACGAACCGGGAGCUGGAUGUGACAAGGCUUGCUAA